Messenger RNA from Hippocampus zosterae (dwarf seahorse), 6011 nucleotides. It is a transcript of the gene nos1, whose product is annotated as nitric oxide synthase 1 (neuronal). NCBI's taxonomy places the organism in Eukaryota, Metazoa, Chordata, Actinopteri, Syngnathiformes, Syngnathidae. The record is from RefSeq and is a predicted model, not a curated record. Bases 38 to 4393 code for a protein of 1451 amino acids. The transcript has 30 exons. Gene Ontology annotation, molecular function: FMN binding; NADP binding; calmodulin binding. Gene Ontology annotation, biological process: nitric oxide biosynthetic process.
ACAUCAAGCGUCCCCCACGCACGCCCCCGCGGAAGCCAUGCAGGAGUCCGAGGCCAGCGUGUGCCAGCUGCAGCCCAACAUCAUCUCGGUGCGCCUGUUCAAGAGGAAAGUGGGCGGCCUGGGCUUCCUGGUCAAGCAGAGGGUCUCCAAACCGCCCGUCAUCGUGUCGGACUUGAUCCGGGGGGGGGCGGCCGAGGAGUGCGGCCUGGUCCAGGUGGGCGACAUCGUGCUGGCCGUCAACAACAAGCCCCUGGUGGACCUCGGCUACGAGCGCGCGCUGGAGACGCUGAAGAACGUGUCGCCCGAGAGCCACGCCGUGCUCAUCCUGCGCGGGCCCGAGGGCUUCACCACCCACCUGGAGACCACCCUGUCGGGGGACGGCCGCCCCCGCACCGUGCGGGUCACCCGGCCGGCUUUCCCGCCCUCCAAAUCCUACGAGAAUUGCUCGCCUCAGCUGAGGGCCAUCGAGAACCUCUCGUCGCCCUCCAUCGCGCUCCUGGCCGCCCAGGACCCCCUGCUGAUGCGGGAGGGGGGGCGGGGCGUCGGCGGGGGGCUCUUCUGCAACGGGCUGGAGGAAAACAAUGAGCUGCUGAAGGAGAUCGAGCCCGUCCUACGCCUCAUCCGCAACACCAAGAAGGAGAUCAACGGCGAGGGCCAGAGGAACGCCGCCCGCAGGGACGCCGGGAUUCAAGUGGCCUGGGACGUCAGCCUGGCAAGCACAGUUUCACCGCAGCUUUCAUCUGAAAACAACAGGAGGCGUGACAACAUGCCAGUGGUGCUGCACAACAUCGAGGCCGAGCAGGGCCCCACCUCGGACAAGACGUCGCCCACCAAGACACUGCAGAACGGAAGCCCCUCCAAGUGCCCCCGCUUCCUCAAGAUCAAGAACUGGGAGAGCGGAAGCGUCUUGAACGACACGCUCCACCACAGCGCCAGCAAGAUGCCCACUUGUGGUGAGAACGUGUGCCAGGGUUCCAUCAUGAUGCCCAACCUGCAUGCCCGCAAGCCGGACGAAGUGCGGCCCAAAGAGGAGCUCCUCACCUUGGCCACAGACUUCAUCGAUCAGUACUAUACCUCCAUCAAAAGGUCCUCCAACGGUAAAAACGAGUACAGUUCAAAGGCUCACGCGGACCGCCUGGAGGAGGUGACCAAGGAGAUCGAGGCCUCGGGGACGUACCAGCUCAAAGACACGGAGCUCAUCUACGGAGCCAAGCACGCCUGGAGGAACGCCGCCCGCUGCGUGGGGAGGAUCCAGUGGUCCAAACUACAGGUCUUCGACGCAAGGGACUGCACAACAGCUCAUGGAAUGUACAACUACAUUUGCAACCACAUCAAGUACGCCACCAACAAGGGCAACCUCAGGUCGGCCAUUACCAUCUUCCCACAAAGGACAGACGGCAAACGCGACUUCCGCGUGUGGAACAGUCAGCUCAUCCGCUACGCCGGUUACAAGCAGCCCGACGGGAGCAUCCUGGGAGACCCCGCAAACGUGGAAUUCACUGAGAUUUGCACGCAACUGGGCUGGAAGGCGCCCAAGGGUCGCUUCGACGUGUUGCCCCUCCUUCUGCAGGCCAAUGGCAAUGACCCCGAACUCUUUGAAUUGCCCGAAGACCUGGUCCUGGAGGUGCCCAUCACACACCCCAAGUACGAGUGGUUCAAGGAACUGGACUUAAAGUGGUACGGCCUACCCGCAGUCUCCAACAUGCUGCUGGAGGUCGGAGGCCUGGAGUUCACCGGCUGCCCCUUCAGCGGCUGGUACAUGGGCACCGAGAUCGGCGUCAGGGACUUCUGCGACAGCUCCCGCUACAACAUCCUGGAGGAUGUCGCUAAAAAGAUGUCCUUAGACACCAGGAAGACUUCCUCCUUGUGGAAAGACCAAGCUCUGGUGGAGAUUAACAUCGCCGUACUCUACAGUUUUCAGGUGUGCAAAGUGACCAUCGUGGACCACCACUCGGCCACCGAGUCAUUCAUGAAGCACAUGGAGAACGAGUACCGCGUGCGAGGCGGCUGCCCGGGCGACUGGGUGUGGAUCGUGCCGCCCAUGUCGGGCAGCAUCACGCCCGUCUUCCACCAGGAGAUGCUCAACUACCGCCUCACGCCCUCCUUUGAGUACCAGGUGGACCCGUGGCACAGUCACGUGUGGAAAGGAGUCAACGGGACGCCCACCAAGAAGAGAGCCAUCGGCUUCAAGAAACUGGCCAAGGCGGUGAAGUUCUCGGCCAAGCUGAUGGGCGCGGCCAUGGCCAAGCGGGUCAAGGCCACCAUCCUGUUUGCCACCGAGACGGGCAAGUCUCAGGACUACGCCAAGACGCUGUGCGAAAUCUUCAAACACGCUUUCGAUGCAAAGGUGAUGUCCAUGGACGACUAUGACGUGGUGGACCUGGAGCAUGAGACGCUGGUCCUGGUGGUGACCAGCACCUUCGGUAACGGCGACCCGCCUGAGAACGGGGAGAAAUUCGGAGCCGCCUUGAUGGAGAUGCGACACCCGACGUCAAACACGGAAGACCGAAAGACCUACAAAAUUCGCUUCAACAGCGUGUCGUCCUACUCGGACACCAGGAAGUCAUCCAGCGACGAGCCCGAAGCCAAACUUGAUUUUGAAAGCACCGGUCCGCUGGCCAACGUCAGCUUCCGCGCCGCGCCCGACGGGGCCCCGACGGUGGAAAAGCUGCGCAACGGAAACCACAGCAAAGACCCGCACGCCGCCCCUGCCAAGAAAGAACGCAAACCGCUCAAGUUCUCUGUGUUUGGCCUGGGAUCCAGGGCCUACCCACACUUCUGCGCAUUUGCCCACGCCGUGGACACGCUAUUCGAGGAGCUCGGGGGGGAGCGCAUCCUCCGCAUGGGGGAGGGCGACGAGCUGUGCGGCCAGGAGGAGUCCUUCAGAACUUGGGCCAAGAAGGUUUUCAAGGCCGCCUGCGACGUUUUCUGCGUGGGCGACGACGUCAACAUCGAGAAAGCCAACGACUCGCUCAUCAGCAACCACCGCAGCUGGAAGAAGAGCAAGUUCCGCCUGACUUAUGCCGCCGAGGCACCGGCUCUCACCGACGCACUGUCCACCAUCCACAAGAAGACAGUUUACGGAGCCAAAAUGCUGGAAUCGCAAAACCUACAAAGUCCCAAAUCCAAUCGCUCCACCAUAUUCGUACGGUUGGACACCAACAAGCACGACAAGCUGAGCUACCACCCCGGCGACCAUUUGGGUGUCUUCGCCGGUAACCACGAGGAACUGGUGACCGCUCUCAUCCACAAACUGGAGGACGCGCCCGAUGUCAAUCAGAUUGUCAAAGUCGAGUUCCUGGAGGAGAGGAACACCGCGCUAGGCGUCAUCAGUAACUGGACCAAUGCCAGCCGCAUCCCACCCUGCACCAUCUUCCAGGCUUUCCAGUACUUCCUUGACAUCACCACGCCACCCAGUCCCGUCCUUCUGCAGCAGUUUGCCGCCCUGGCCACCAACGACAAACACAAGAAGAGACUGGAGGUGCUCAGUAAGGGUCUGCAGGAGUACGAGGAGUGGAAGUGGUUCAACACGCCCACCCUGGUGGAGGUCCUGGACGAGUUCCCGUCGGUGCAGAUGCCGUCCACGCUGCUGCUCACCCUGCUGCCUCUGCUGCAGCCGCGCUACUACUCCAUCAGCUCCUCGCCCGACCUGCACCCGGGCGAGAUCCACCUCACCGUCGCCGUCGUCUCCUACCGGGCCAAAGACGGAGAAGGCCCAAUCCACCACGGCGUUUGCUCGUCAUGGCUCAACAGGAUUGAAAAGGGUGAAGUGGUGCCCUGUUUUGUUCGAAGCGCGCCCUUAUUCAGGCUUCCCAAAGACCACCAAGCACCUUGCAUCCUGGUGGGCCCCGGGACGGGCAUCGCCCCCUUCAGGAGCUUCUGGCAGCAGAGGAUGUUUGACCUUCAACACAAAGGCGUGGAAGCGUGGCCCAUGAUCCUGGUGUUUGGAUGUCGUCAGUCCGAGAUGGACCACAUCUACAAGGAGGAGACCGUCCAGGCCAGGAACAAGGAGGUCUUCAAGGAGCUCUACACCGCCUACUCCAGAGAACCCGGAAAACCAAAGAAAUACGUGCAGGACAUCCUCCGCGAGCACCUGUCCGAACGAGUGUACCGGUGCUUGCGCGAAGAGGGCGGCCACAUAUACGUGUGUGGAGACGUCACCAUGGCGGGCGACGUCCUGAAAACGGUGCAGCAGAUCGUCAAGCAGCAUGGCAACAUGAGCUUGGAGGACGCCGGCUUCUUCAUCAGCAAGCUGAGGGACGAGAACCGCUACCACGAGGACAUCUUUGGAGUCACCCUGCGCACGUACGAGGUCACCAACCGACUGCGCUCGGAGUCCAUCGCCUACAUCGAGGAGAGCAAGAAAGAUUCGGACGAGGUUUUUUGCUCGUAGGCCUCCGCCCGAGGAUGCAGCAGCACCGCCGGCCCCACAAAACUGUGCCAAUUUUUGUACGAGAAAAGGACAAGCUGGAGCAAGUCUGGCCAUCUCUCCAUCUGUGUUUGUUUUUUUCUUUGCUGCCACGUUUGUGCUUUGGGGGCUGCUUGAGUUUCUCUCGCGCAAGGCGCUUAAGCGGUCGCGCGACGACCGUGCACGACCCACCGACGGACGAGAAGAUCCGCUCGUCGGUCGCGUGUACUUGGUGUUACUGCGCCGCAGCGCAACAGGCUAACGUUCUUUGUUUGUUUGUUUUUGGGCGGGUGGGUGGGUGGCUUUGUUUUGGAUGUUUGCAUGCAAGUAUUCACGCAAACGACUGUGGAACGCAAUGAAAGCGUGACGGGUUUUUCCGAACUCGGUUGACGUGGGAGCACGCCGGUCAUACAACUGGCCCGACCGACACGAAACGCAUCCUCAAAACUUAUCGAAACGCAGGCCCCGCCCCCCCUAUUUCACGAAUGCACCAUUAAUAACAAAAUCGCAAUGCUGUUUCCUUUAUUUUUUUUUUUUUAUUUUUUUUUUUUAUUUUUUUUCCUUAGCAUGAAGGCCUCAUUGAAAAGAACGCAAACACUUUUAUGAAGAUGUUUUCUCAACAAGUGACAUGUCACGCGUCCCGGCCGGCAAGAAAAACAUGUCUUUAUUUAUUUAUUCAUUCAUUUGUUUGUUUGUUUUUACUUUCUGCUCUUUCUCUCAGUAGGACAGCGUUCUUCCUGAAUCUGGAAAUUCGGAAUGCGGAAAAAAAAAGCUUGAGGUACCUGUUUGUUCAAAAUAUAUAUUUUUUUGUUUAUUAAUAUGUGAUCUCUUUGAGCAUCUCAAAAUACGUGUAUAUUUUGAAAGCAGCGCAAAAAUUGCCCCGAGGAAUGCCGUCCACAGUUGGCUUGAAAGCCAGCGUAGCACCAAAAAAAACAUGACAAAACAAUGGCAACCAUAUUUUGCCAAAUGUCACUCAUUUGACCGCGAGGGCGCUCUCUGGCGGUCAAGAUUUAAAACAAAACGACUCAAAUCUGGGGGGGGGGUCACGUCGGGAGAAAAUUCCAAGCGCGGAAGACUGUCGUGGCCGCGCGCCAAUCAACGUCUCCUUGCGUUGACCCUUUUGAUGGCAACGAGAGCCGUGUGAAGUCAACCACCGAAACCGCUUCGGCCGAGCUUGAGAUGCUAAAUGUCCGCCAAACUAUGAAAUAUCGAGAAUACCACUCAGAUCUUCUCUCAGAAUGUAUUUUGAAUAUGUAAAUGAGCACGAGCAUUCAACGAUGGCGGACCCGGCCCGUCCGAGGUGGGCGGGGUCUGCUCUAUCCUUUCGGGUAACGAGGCUCAACGCAUGGUGAUCUCGUGUCGUCUGUAUUCAUUCGAAAAGUCUGUUUAGCAGCACUGUGUGUCGUGACUUUGUCCGGCGGCGGCGGCGGCGGCGGCCAUCUUUGCUUUCUUGGCUGCUUUGCUUUGUGUACGUUUUGCUGCUGCGACGAUCGCUCGCUCCGGUUUUGGUUUGCACCUCUGUGCUCCAAACUCCAUUUGAAUGCAUACCACUGCAAGGACUGUGCAUUGACUUACCAAAUAAAGUUAUAACAUUUAGAAAAUA